CCUGGUGGAGCAAGAAAUCAGUGGAGCUCUCACCACAAUACCGUACACUCGUCCAAGAACCUACAGAAGCUGAUACGGACAGGGAGUUAACAGUUGACACGAGUUCUCAACCGUCGUAUUCUUCUUUAUUCAUGUGCUACGUCAGAGAGUGUGUACCCAAGUUUGUUCAGUGCGCCCAGAAUUCAGCAACAGGAAAAGACUACACGGAGUGCAAGAAGAGACACGAAGUCUGCGGGAUGAUCUGCGGAACCAUGUCUGCGGAAGAGCCUCUCAUGUGA
This is a messenger RNA of Candidula unifasciata, 278 nucleotides long. The record is from the annotation of a GenBank genome assembly. NCBI's taxonomy places the organism in Eukaryota, Metazoa, Mollusca, Gastropoda, Stylommatophora, Geomitridae.